UCAUGUGUUUAGCGGUAUACAACUUUGUUGAAGGGGGAGCGUGGCUCGAACGAUAUCUCUGGAAAGGAGGCAAAAAGGACUGUUAAUGAUAGAGAAAUAGAAUUAAGGAAUUUUAAUAAGGCAAAAAGUAUAUUUUUCUGCAAAAGAAAGGUUUUCUCAGAGCUCUAGACGUUGGUUGUCGUUGUAUCGAGAAAUAAGGAGUAAUAAAAAUAUACCAUUUAGCAAUGGACGAUUUAUUAGAACUGUACGCAUUCACGGAAAAAAUUCCCAAAGAAUUGGAUGAAACGGUAGAGGAAUGGCUUAUCAAAUUGCGUGCAAUUCUUUGGGGUGCAGCUGUCUUACCCGCUACCGCCACCAAAGAAUCUAUAAAAGACAUACCAACAGCAUCGCCGCAACAAACAAAAAAGCGGGUUAAGCGUCUCACUUCAUUGAAUGAAGAAGAAACAGAAGAAUUGUCGUCGAUAGCAGUGAGUGCAACUAAUGCUAAAUUAUCAAAGAGCCAAGGAUCACCACGAAGAAGCAAGCGGUCUAAUGCAGAACUUUUAGCAUUUGCCGAGACAUUUGAGCCUUCGCUACAAAAGGGGCAGGAUGAUAAACCAAUUAAGAAAUCAUCGGGAAAGGUGCCGGAGAAAACAAAUGAUGGUUUUGAUCUACCCACGACAGAGAGAAGGUCAGAAGCGUCGAGUUUAAUGCCACCACCACCGACGCCUGUCGACUCUGCACCCUCUAUCGACGAACCAAGUUCCGGCCGACCCCAAAGAGCCGCCAAAUUAAAAGGCGAGAAGAAUCUCAAGGAGCCGAAAAUGAACACAAAGUUACGUCGUCCCUCCAAUAAUGAUGUUAAAGUUAAAUUGGAACAUGAACAGCGUGCUUCUCAAAUUCAUGAAAAGGUUUCGCCUCCACAAAACCAACUAUCAGCGCCAGCUAAAAAUGUUGAGGAAGAUUCACAAAAAAAAUCAUCGGUCAAUGCUAAGCCAAACGAUUCGAUUGUUAUUUUGCCGCCACCGAAACCAGCGACUAUUGAACUAACUGGCAAUUCUGAUGAUGACGACGAAAUCGUUCAGGCCCCAGCAAGCAAUUUUUCCAAAAAAUCCGUUGCUAGAAAUCCAAGCGUAUCUUCAGAGUCAUCUGAGAGUGGAGUUCGAAGUUUACGCAUCAAAAUUAAACGUGAAAAGGUUAGCUUGCAUUCCCAGGAGGAGAACACAGACGGUGCUUCUGAUGACACGGUGUUUAAAGCGCCCAAUGCUGUUCCACAACCUGCUGAAGCAGUACCAAAAACUGAUUCUACCACCCUGGAAGAAACCUCAGUGGCAGCUGCUAGUAUGCUCUCUUCGACCACAACGUCUGUUGCUGGCAAAAAAGGUCGUAAGAAGAAGGAAGCACCACGACCAAUUAAAGUCGAACGAUUCAGCGAUUUGGAUAAAAAGCCAUCGCCUGUGGCGUUGCGCACACGCCAAGGCGACUCAGGCUCGAAACUGUCUCAACAUGACAAAGAUGGUGGGGCAGCAGCAUGCGCCGUCGAAGAAACAAAACGUGGAGGUUCCAUAUACGAAGAUGCCGUUGAAACGCCCCCAUCUCGAAGUUCAAAAACAACAGCCGUUAAUGAGACUGUUAACAUUCCUGCGUCAGAUGCAACAAUGAAUUUAGGACCUGUACCUGGUGAUGCCACAUUCUGUACUAAUGCGGCACAAACAACUUUCCAGGUGACACCAGGGCAAACCACAUUUGUUGUCGAAGGAAAUCCAAACGCCACAGUUACACUGAACAAACACUCUGGCGCAGAUGCUACGUUCAAUGUACAAGGAUCGUCAAAAGCGGAUAGAGAUGAAGAUGCCACUGGCCAAAGAUCGUUUGAAACGGCCAAGGACUCUUCAGCACCCCAUGAGGACAGUCUCAUUACAGAAGAUGAAUCCAUUGAACCGCCAAAACUGGCAAAACCCAAAACAGUCUCAUCGGCUAAAGCACCCGCCGUAUCACACCCAUCUAAGAUUACAGGUUCCGCCAAGGCUUCCUACAAAAUGCCAACACGCAACAACGAAUUGUUCAAUCCCUUGGCUCAAAGUCCAGUAAAAAUGAGGGUAGAAGCCUUUGAGAAUGCGGCAGCAGCUGCUGCCUCGGAACAUCCCAAACGUCCACUGCGCAAUAAGAAGGAAAAUGUGACACCCUCGGCGGCAACAACACCAGUUAUUGGUAAACUUCCCACUCUAGGUCGUUUCCUCACACCUACACAAAGUGCAAAUCUCUCAUCGACGGGUAGUGCUGUUGCUAAGAAGGCUCCCACAAGUGCGUCAAAAGCAAUGCCCAUUACAAAGUCUGCCAGUGCAACAUUGCACAGGAGUGGAUCCACAGUUUCAGCAAAAACUUUACAAAGGGAGAAUAGUGCUGACGAUUUCCGCAAAGGAUUGCACCAUUUAGCGGAGGAACGUAAAAAGCAAAGGGAACAGAAACAUUUAUUGGCCGCACAGCAACGCGAGGCUAAAGAACGCGAGAGAGCAGAGCGAAUGGCCAAAUUAGCCAAGGAAAGAGAGGAGAAACGCUUGCAAAAACAACAGGAACAGGAACAAAAAAAGCGUGAAUUGGAAGAAAUACAGCGUAAAUUGCGAUUACAGCAGGAAGAGGAAGCUGCUCGCGCUAAAGCCGCUAAGGAACGUGAAAUGCUUUUGCUAAUGAAGCAACAGCAGCAAAUGACUGCCAAGCAACGAAUGAUGCCACCACCGGCCAAAACCGCAUCCAAAUAUACAUUUGAUAUGUUGCACGAAGAUGACUCUACCGAUGAUGAGGACAAGGUUUCACAUAAACGUCCCCCACCCCCUUCAUGGAGUAGAAGUCAUAAACGUGGUCCUUAUGUGUUGAAACAGGAGUACACCCCAUCAUGUUAUAUUGACAGUUUCUUUUCGGUUCAACCCAUGACGCCCGAUCUAAAGCAAAUUUUCCCCAAUAUCGAUGCGCGUCACCUAAAACGCAAUUCCAGUGUGUUAUGGUCCACGCCACCGCGUUACUCCGAGUUGCCCAAGUAUUAGCAACAUCAUCAGCAUCAAUAGCAAAUGCAAAGCCAGUUUUUGCAUUCGUUUUGUUCAAUUUGGAAAUUUAUUUAUUUAAUGUAUUCUAUAUUUCAUUUAUGUAGUACAAGCGUUAAUCGUUUCAAAUAGCCUUCUACAUUUCAAACAUCUUCGUUUUGUGUACUAUAAAAAGAGUAACAUUUCAUCAGAUUGUAUUGCUUACUUAUCGUUGUCAUAA
Messenger RNA from Stomoxys calcitrans (stable fly), 3237 nucleotides. It is a transcript of the gene Incenp, whose product is annotated as inner centromere protein A. Gene Ontology annotation, biological process: meiotic spindle midzone assembly; metaphase chromosome alignment; mitotic cytokinesis. The record is from RefSeq and is a predicted model, not a curated record. The transcript is spliced from 8 exons. Gene Ontology annotation, cellular component: meiotic spindle midzone; kinetochore; chromosome passenger complex. Gene Ontology annotation, molecular function: protein serine/threonine kinase activator activity. Lineage: Eukaryota; Metazoa; Arthropoda; Insecta; Diptera; Muscidae. The coding region runs from base 225 to 3020 and encodes 931 amino acids.